AGUUAGAGCUGAUCCUCUCUCUCUUUGUCCUGAUAUUCUACACCAUAACUCUUGUGGGCAACGUGGCCAUAAUCCUACUUUCUAUCCUGGAUGCUGGACUUCAUACACCCAUGUACUUCUUCCUCAGAAACGUCUCUGUGCUUGACCUCUGCUUCACCACCAGCAUUGUGCCCCAGAUGCUGGUGAACAUGUGGGGAGGUAACAAAAAGAUCAGCUAUGCUGGCUGCAUGGUCCAGUACUGGGUGGCCUUGGCACUUGGCUCCACAGAGUGUGUGCUCCUUGCGGUGAUGGCAGUUGAUCACUAUGUUGCAGUUUGCUGGCCUCUACACUAUACCUCCAUCAUGUACCCCAGGCUGUGCCACCUCCUGGCAGCAGCUUCCUGGUCCUCUGGUUUUGCUAACUCCUUUCUCCAGUCCUCAAUGGCCAUGGUGCUGCCUCUAUGUGGAAACCGGCGUGUGGACCAUUUCUUCUGUGAACUAUUGAUCAUUGUUAAACUCUCCUGCGUUGAUACUGGCCCGACAGAAUCUAAAAUGUUUAUUGCCCGGCUAAUCAUCCUAGGCAUGCCUGUCUCCAUCAUCCUGACCACUUACGUAUGCAUCGCCAGGGCAGUAGUAAAAAUGCGCUCAGCAGAGGGAAGGAAAAAGGCCUUUAGGACCUGUGCCUCCCACCUAAUGGUAGUCUCACUCUUCUAUGGGACCAUUAUGUUUUUGUAUCUGCAGCCCAAGGACAACUACUCCCAGGACCAGAGCAAAGCACUGGCAGUGCUUUACAUGAUUCUUGCACCCACACUCAACCCUCUGGUCUACACACUGAGGAAUAAGGAUAUGAAGAAAGCAGUCAGGAGCUUGAUGGGGACGGAGCAGGUAUAGGGAGAUCAAGAGUGGGAAGAAAGGUGAGGCAACCACUGGCGACACAAGUUGUGGUGUACUUGCUUUAACUGCGCUUGUUUUAUGUUUCUGUGAGGGGGUUGGAAAAUCUGCUGUGUGCUCUUCUCUAGCUAUUCCUGGGAUCUUUACAGGGUGGGGACUCACCAGAAGGAAACCUAACCAUCCCUUAAAGGAACCUCUGGCCAAGGCAAUCUCCCCUGGCAAGUAAUUCUGUGUCCCACUGUUAAUGUUUUUCUAUUUUCAAUGCAUGGUUACUAGCUUAUUCAAAUGCCACCAAACAUACUCCUAGAUGUUACAAUAGCACCAAUGAUCACUCUGCUACAUUUAUUAAGCAGCUACAUGGCCAUAGAAGUUUCUUCAUUUUCUCCAUCACCACUUUCACUAUACCAUCAUCAAAACAGUUGGGAAAAUGGAGGAUUUAGUCAGUAACAUACAAUGCAAUACUUGUCCAUCAUGAAUAAGUAUAUGUGGAACAAGAAAAAAGAAUAAGAAUCAAGUAGAGACUACACAGUAUACCAAGGAUCCUGUUUCUUAGAAUUGAAAGGAGUACCAUGACUUCAAGGCAAGGCUUUAGGACAUGUCAAAUUUUAUCUAAUUUAGUGUUUGAAUAAUAAGGAUAA
Acinonyx jubatus (cheetah) is the source of this 1507-nucleotide messenger RNA. Its product is annotated as olfactory receptor 10. Gene Ontology annotation, cellular component: membrane. The record is from RefSeq and is a predicted model, not a curated record. The transcript has a single exon. Gene Ontology annotation, molecular function: olfactory receptor activity; G protein-coupled receptor activity. Gene Ontology annotation, biological process: G protein-coupled receptor signaling pathway. NCBI's taxonomy places the organism in Eukaryota, Metazoa, Chordata, Mammalia, Carnivora, Felidae. The coding region runs from base 111 to 869 and encodes 252 amino acids.